Messenger RNA from Epinephelus moara (kelp grouper), 5228 nucleotides. Its product is annotated as olfactory receptor 10A3-like. Gene Ontology annotation, molecular function: olfactory receptor activity; G protein-coupled receptor activity. Gene Ontology annotation, cellular component: membrane. The transcript has 2 exons. The record is from RefSeq and is a predicted model, not a curated record. Gene Ontology annotation, biological process: G protein-coupled receptor signaling pathway. NCBI's taxonomy places the organism in Eukaryota, Metazoa, Chordata, Actinopteri, Perciformes, Serranidae. The coding region runs from base 4257 to 5228 and encodes 323 amino acids.
AUGCCUACCGCGGUGAAGAGGUCAUCACCGCACAAAAAAAAAAAGAAAAAAAAAAAAAGAAGCUGAUUCAUCAUGGCGGUGGAUCUGGUUCCCAAGCCAAAUAUUAAAAGAAUACUCCGACGAUUUGGGAGUUAUGCCCUUUCGCUAUCAUUUUCAUAUUGAGACAACAUGAUGGAUAUUGUUUUUGUGUCUGUAGGUCCAGUGGCUGGGUCUCAGCGGUUAGCAUUGAGGUCAGUACGUCCGGCCCUGUGAUCCGCGGAGGGAUACACCGGUGAGCAGGCACAAACGUAGCUUGUAAACAAAACUCAGCUGUUUAUUUAGCCUAGCGAUAUCUCCGGAUUGUAGUAGCUGCAAUGGAUGACUUUGAACGUGAUUUUGAGGAGUUUCUUGUAGCGGACACAGACCCAGAGCCAUACCUGUUUGAGCCGGAGCAUACAGAUGAGGAACUCCAUGUGUUGGAUGCUGAGCGGGCGAGAAGAGAGGCUGAAUCCUCCGGAGCGGCGGAGCAGCAACGGUCCGAGGGGAGACAGAGGUCAGGGGAGGACUGGUGGUGUAGCUGCGGGGCUAGCUAACAUAUUCCUACGGAGGUGGAAUCAUUUUGCUGCACAGAAUGGGAUUCGGUGCUACCAUCGUUGGGGAGAUAUAUCAUCAGGAGGAAAACCGCCGCAGAGAGUGCAUCACAAGGAAUGAAAACUUUGCAGCAAUUACUAAGUUAAACUGGAAAAAACGCCCAGGCCUGCAGGAGCUGAUGGACAACUUUCAGUCGAAUGGACCACUUGAUGAAACCAGAUGAGGAGACUGCCAACAAGACAGUGGAGACUACUGACUGAUGACCUAGCCGCACACCAGUGGAGAUGCCCAACUGAUGACCUGGCUGGGAGUUGACUGAAAUGUCAACUGAAGGUCUGGUAGAUCUGGCAGCACAUCAGCUGAGAUGGAGUAUUGGAGAUGUAAAAGAUCUGGCAGGGCAUUCGUUGUCUUAGUGGCACUGGGCAGCUGAACCACAGAGGUACUCGACAGCUGAGAAAGCCAAUUGUAUCAGACGCCAUUGGGACCAUGCUUUGCUCUGAGGGCUCCACAGGGUUAUCCCCUGAAAAUGGCAAGGUGAGCUACUAGAUAUCAGGGUAGCUCCUCAACUAGUUCAGUGGCAACUUGAAGAGUUCAUGGAAGGCAUUUUCAUGGCAGGCAGGUGGUGGACUAGCUGGCACAGGACAGGCAGGCCAGAGGCAAACGAUUCCAAGACUAACUGGCUGAGAAGCAGGCCAGGUCUGGAGGCUGGCAAGCCAGAGACUAGCUUACUUUAGUGCAGGUCAGAGGUAAGCUGACAGAGGCCUUUUGUUUCACGCAAUAACUCUUACCAUGCAUUUGGCUUUGGUAGGUCUUAUGGUCUAAAUGAAGCUCUCUCUGGAAGCGAAUACAGAACAUCGCAGGGCUGAUGCGGGCAUUCUUUUGUGCUUGCUGCACUGCGUCUGGUUUCAAACGGGGCUAUGCCUGAUAGCAUGUCCAGACUGUCUGUCAUGAUGGGCUGAAGCACCCUGUUAUUAUGUGGCAAGUAUACUGAAAGUAUUUCCCAUACUGGACAUCCACACUCAACAGUUAAGUAGGAGAGGGCUAGUGAAGUGGAUUACAAGAUUUGUGAGUGGCACCUCAAUUGGUGCCCGUGAGAUGGAGAUAAUGUUGUUUGUGCAAGUAUUUAAGCUUUUUUCUUCUCAAUAUGCGUUUUAUUGAGACAUACUGUAUCAGUCUAGAGCAGGGGUAUUCAACUAAAAUUCAAAGAGGUCCUGUUAGAGAAAAUUUCCUAGAGCAAAGGUCCGGAACAUCAUAAGUUCUAACUUGAUUUAUUGUGAUAUAUAUACUGAAGUAGCCUAGUAGUUGUAUCAACAUCUGCAUGUAAUCUGACUGUCAAAUCAAGUAAAAAAAAGUACGAUUCAAAAACUUUUCAACAGUAUUAAUUGACACUUAACAUUGAACUAUACAGAUAUGCAUUUAAAAAUAAAAUGGAGAAAAUAAAUGAAAUCGUUUUUGAAAAAUUGUGCAUCUUAACAUAAAGUGCUUAAUUUUAGAAUAAAUAAAAUAAAGUGUAGCAACAGCUUGAAUUUUCCUUUUUCUUUGUUAACUUUUUCACAUCUUGACUUAACAGUCUCAACCAAUUUUAUAAUAAGUAAAUAACUAUUGAACAGUUUUACAGUUUCUCUUUAGAUAGAUAGAUAGAUAGAUAGAUAGAUAAAGAAAGUACAUAAGAUCACAAGGUGUGAAUAAAAGGUAUAAAAAGGUGUAUAAAAACAGUACAAUAGAUACCAAAAAAAAAAAAAAAAGGAAGAAUGGCUCAAAGUGCAUAUGAGUUUGAUCGGAGGGAGGAGUUGUACAGUUGUAUUGCUGUGGGUAUGAAUGAUUUUUUGUAGCGCUCUUUUGAACAGCAGGGGAGUCUGUAUCUGGUGCUGAAUGUGCUCUUGAGUGUGUCCAGUGUUUUAUGGAGAGGAUGGGUGUGUUGUAUAUGAUCCUAUUGAAUUUGGCCUGGAUUCUGUCCUCCACCACCUCCUCAAAAGUGCUCAGCUUCAGGCCAACAAUGGACUGGGCCUUCUUAACCAGCUUGUUGAGCCUGUUGGCAUCCUUUUUCUUAACACCCGCCCCCUAGCACACCACGGCAAAGAAAAGAGUGCUAGCUACAACAGUCUGGUAAAACAUUUGCAGCAUCUUGUUGCAUACAUUAAAGGACCUGAGCCUUCUCAAAAAAUACAGCCGACUCAGGCCCUUCUUGUACACUGCCUCUGUGUGUGUGGACCAUUCAAGUUUAUUGUCCAGUAGGACACCCAGGUACUUGUACUGCUCCACAAUCUCCACUCACUCCCACUGCUUUUCUUUCCCUCUUUUCCCACUCUGCCCACGUUUUGUUGUUCAGUGAGAGAACAGAGCUCGAGCUUGUCCUGCCAGGAUUUUAAAUCUGGACUGGAAUGGUGUUAGGGCCAUUCUCAUACAUAUGUGCAGGUGCUCAUUGGUGAGCCUGGAACGAUAUUUAGUUUUUAUUAUGUUCAUUGUGGAUAAAGCUGCCUCGCACCUGUAUGUAGAGCCAAACAUGGCAAGAUGUACAGGGCUACUUUCCUGAGACCUGAGAAAGCUUCCUCUAUUUCUCUCCCCGUCUCUCGCUCACUUCCUCUUCCUCUGUGUUUCUCCCUGUCUCCCGCUCACUCGCCUCUCCAUCUUCUCUCCUUGUAUCACUUUCUUUCUUUUUCUAUAUUCUAUCCUUCUAUAUUUCUAUCUUUCUAUUUUUCUUAUCGCCUUUCCACUUGUCACUCAUCUCUCACCUCUCUCAUCUGACUGUACAGAAUUGCAAUGUUAAUUGCCUGGAAUGCAGAGAUUUGACUGGCUUGGUGGCAUCAUGUGGGAUGGCUUAAGGGUUUAGAGCAUUGUUGAUUGAAGUGCAGUCUGCAGGCCAAUGGCAGCCCUCAGAAACAUUUUUUGGAGCCCUGGAACAUGAUUUUAUUUUAAUCAUCCCCAAUCUACUUCAGUACUUUCACUUUCAAUCACCUACAUUUAACACAUUAUUCGACUACAAAGUCAAACUUUGGACAAGUAUCAAACAAGUAUCUGUCAGAUUAGGAAUGAUAACUUGUAGAAAGCCUCUGGUUGCAUGGCAACUAGUUGGAAUUAUGAAAGCUAUAGAUAGGGAUGUUGAUGGACAUCUCAGCAGUUUAAUGUGAAAGUGAGAUGUGCACAUUUUUCCUGAGUGGCCCUCAAUCAUAUGCUGGCUCCCUAAAUUGUAACUCAGUCAUCAAAACUUAAAUAAACCUUUUGUCUAGAGUGAUGCUUUAGUAAGUCUAAUGUUCACAAUGUUCCAGGUUUGCUCCAGACUACGUUAGUAGCAAUUUACAUGUGGCUUUCCAGUUGUGCAGGUGGAAGACGCAUACCUGGGUUUUUUAUGGCCAAGAACAAAAGUUCUAUCAGAAAGUUUAAUAUGCAUAGUAGGAAACUUUCCAAAUUCUCCAGAGGUGAAAUAAUGUGGUGACGUCUACCAGGCUAGACAAGAUAAAAUAUGUUGAACACCUUUGAGAACACACAGUAGUGGUUUAUCUGUGCACAGAUCUCACUAUAUGCAAAAUAUCGCCAAAUGGGUUUAUGGGUAUAUCUUUUUUCAAAACGCUCAAUGGAGCUGAUGGUACAGUUUAGUAAGACUGUUGAUUUUUCAAAAACAGGUUGUACUUGAGCAGACAUUAAUACUUACUUUUUUCUUGAAAAUGUGAUACCCUCUAAUUUAAAGAAUGGAAAACAGCACUGUCUCUUUUUACUUUAACCUAACCAUGUUCAUGAACAUUGGACAUCACCGUUAUCCAGCCUUUGUCUUUUGCCUCCUGCUCUACAGCUUUAUUGUGUCUGCUAAUCUUACCAUGAUAAUUAUAAUAUUACGGGAGAAAACACUACAUGAGCCCAUGUACAUUUUUAUUGCAUUUUUAUCUGUCAAUGCUCUGUAUGGCUCCACUGGUUUCUUCCCCAGAUUCCUCAUGGACCUACUGACUGAUACUCAUUUGAUCUCUCAUCCUGCUUGUUUUACACAGAUCUUCAUUAUUUACACAUAUGCUUUGUAUGAACUGACCAUUCUGAGCAUUAUGGCAUAUGAUAGAUAUGUUGCUGUUUGUCAUCCUUUACAUUAUCACAGAAAGAUGAACUCUAAAACUGUCUACACUUUGACAUUUUUUGCUUGGGUCUGUCCAACCUGUUACCUUACAAUGAGCAUUAUUAUGGUUGUCAGGCUUCCUCUAUGUGGUAACAAUAUACAGAGGGUAUACUGUGCCAGCUGGAAUAUUGUAAAAUUAUCAUGUGUUACCAAUGCUGUUCUCAAUAUUGUUGCUUUGUUGGGGGCCAUAAUUAUAGCAUGUCUUCCCCUUGGUUUUAUCUUGUAUACUUAUCUGAGAAUUGUGAUUGCUUGUUGGAAGUCAUCAGAGGUCAGAGGAAAAGUAUUACAGAGCUGUCUUCCACAUGUUAUUUCAUUUCUGAUCUAUCUCUUCACAUCAUUCAGUGAUACUGCCCUGAGUCGACAAAAUUUAGAAGAGAUUAAUCCAUUUGUGGCUAUAAUUUUGUCACUAGAAUUUGUUAUUAUUCCUCCAGUUGUAAAUCCUCUUGUUUAUGGCCUUAAAUUACCAGAAAUAAGAAAACACAUCUUCAAAAUAUUAUGCUUAAGACCUCAGUCAAAAAAGAUUUCCUGCACAUUACCAGAGUCUACUCUGAUCAUGUGA